Megachile rotundata (alfalfa leafcutting bee) is the source of this 5460-nucleotide messenger RNA. It is a transcript of the gene Lapsyn, whose product is annotated as Leucine-rich repeat activity-regulated protein at synapses. Gene Ontology annotation, molecular function: protein binding. NCBI's taxonomy places the organism in Eukaryota, Metazoa, Arthropoda, Insecta, Hymenoptera, Megachilidae. The record is from RefSeq and is a predicted model, not a curated record.
AUGAUUCUAUUAUUCGAAUUUAAUUAAUCUUACUCGAAACGAUGUUAAAUUAUAUUUAAAAGCUAAAAAAGAUAAGAUGCACCGAUCUAAUACGACAAAUUCGAAUGAUGUAAUUAUCCGAUGAUGUAACGUUAGGUUAGUUUACAUUCGAUCUCGAUCGCUUCCAUUUACCUUAACGAUAUAUCGUUAAAUGUCGAUAAAAUUAUCGAUACGCGAUAAUUGUAUCUUGACGCGUACACAGAACGAUGUUAGAUCGAAGAACGCUUAGAAUUUUGAAAUAUGUUUUCGAAAUCUAUCAACGCGUAAUUAUUAGCUUCACCGUUGGACGGUUUCUCCUUUGUUCGUUCGUUCGUUCGUUCGUUCGUUCGUUCGUUCAUGCUCCCGUACGGAACGAAGUUACGGAAUCGCGAAAAGGUCGGUUACUCGAAGCAAAUAUUUAAGAUCCAUUUAAGACGAGCGAAACGGUCCAAAGAGAUUUUUUUCUUAGCGUACGCAACGACAUAGAUCAAGGAUUAAGAUCGAGUUAAAUUGCUUUUCUUUCGGUAGUACGGUCGGGUUAUCGGCAAGAAAGCUAAUCUACGUUCGUGAGCGUUGAUAAAUCGGCUCGCAUGGCAUGCUCUUGGUCACAGUUUUUCCCUUCUAAUCUCUAACAACCGUUGCUUCCCGACUUGUCCGUUCGUGAAUACGGUUGUUACGUUGACAGGAUCGAAACAUAACCAACGGCGAUAAAAAUUUAUCGUCCACGAUAAAAAAGCACUUCUCUCGAGCUGUUCUUGGGGAAAACGAGAAAAAGCGGGACAAUCUUUUAAUGAAAAUAAUAUUCGUCGGUGUAAUUAAAAGCUUCCAGCUCUUCGAAUUCGCGCAUCCUCUUCCGAGCGUUAAAUAUUCAAUUGGCGGUCCACCGUAAGCGGCGAGGCGAACAUUCGUUAGUGUUUAUCCCUGAUUCUGACCGUGCACAAGUUUUUUUGAAAAAUAAAAUAACUGCAUGCUCACGUAUUAUGUGGUUAGCGAUGCCGAGCUGGUUUUUUCUUCGACGGUCCCACGAAACCGUUUACGCUGCGACGCAGGGCGAAGGGGUAGGUUGAUAUACGAAUAUCGAUUUCUAAGGAAAGCUCGGAUGUUCCGACGAUAUUUCAACGAUCUUUUACGCGUCUAUGGACCUUGAUCUUUUCGAAGUUGCCAUUAUAUGUUAUACGUAUAACGUUUAAACGAGUAUCAUCGAUAUCCGGGGAGUACCGCGAAAGUUUGAAAACUUUGAAAACCGUAGGUUGUCUGUCGAAAGGUUCGCGCAGAAGCAGGAUCGGACGCGAAAAGUCGAAGGGUUGGACGUUCGUUUUCGUUGCGGGUCGUAAGACGAGUGGUUAUUUACUUAGCUAGUUCGCUCGGCGAUUCUCGAGACUUUAGGAGCGAGGCGCAAGUUAACGGCACGUUUCCUCGUGUUUCCGUUGGUAAUUUAUGAAAAUAACAUAUUCCGGUUGAGCAUUGACGAUUUCCCAGGUGUCGCUAAUCCGUAUUUAGGCGACGGAGGUGUCGCGAGGGGCCCGCGUUAAAACGUUCGAAACUCGUCGAGUCACGCGGCGUAUGUCAAGACUGCCAAGAACUUGUGCAUAUUCGGUGGCACCGUUCGAAUCGCUUAGCUGCUUACGUCGCACGUUUCGAAGCGUUUCGAAGCGUUUCGAAGCGUUUCGAAACGUUUCAAAGGGUUUUCACGUCCCAUCGUUACGCGCGGCACGCGCCGCACGAUUGUCCGCGUAUUUAAGCGCGUAAUUAAAACGCUCUCGCAUUACGGACGAAUGCAAUAAUCUUUGUGCAUUUGUUGCUUUCCCAUUCACCGGCAACGCGCGACCGAAUAAUUGCCUUUUGCUUUAUUGUGCAACGCGAUCGGUGGGCUCGCGUUUCGCGCGCCGAUCAGCCUUUUCUCUUUGUUCGUUCGCGCGCUCCAUUAUAUACGGAGCUGUGUACUUUUCUUCCCGGAACACCGUUACUCCUGAGCUUGUUCUUUCGCAACGGCUGCCUCGACGAGGGUUCCAUUCUUCAUCGCCGAACUUCUCAAGGAUUUCUCUACACCUGGAACAGAUGCGCGACGUAUUACCUCUCCUGAUCAUUUUUACCGGUUUCGCCGACUUUAAGGAUACGAAAGAUAUGAACAGACUUCUCGUUAACGGGUCUCUGAUGCUGGUGUUGCUCGUCGCUAUCGGACGGGACGUUCAGGUGCUCGGAUCUAGUCCGACAUUGCUUAUGGAACAGGAUCUCCCUCUGAAGACUUGCAGGUACAGCAGAGCGUACUCGAUGUUUCAAGUCCGUUGCAGUAAUCUGGGUCUUAACGACAUCCCUUCUACCCUGAAGACCGACAUUCAGAAGGAAGAAAUCGAAGCCGACGUUCGUUCUUUCCCACAGAUCUUAGACGCUUCGGUGAACAGAAUCCGGAAACUGAGCAACGAGAGUUUGGCCUCGUACAAGAACUUGGCGUACCUCUACUUGGGCGACAAUUUCAUCCAAGACAUCCACGAGGGAGCGUUCGCCAAUCUAGGAUACUUGGAGGUGUUGGACUUGUCGAAGAACGGCUGUCGGGAUCUUCCCAAGAGUCUCUUUCAAUUGCCGUACCUUCGGAAGGUGUAUCUCUGCGACAACAAACUGAACGACGGAGUGUUCGCGCGUAUGGACGUCAAGUCUCCUCUGAGUUUUCUGCACUUGUCGAAAAACGACCUCUGCAAGAUACCACGGUUGGGUCCGGUACCGUCGCUGGUUCACCUGAACGUCUCCGAGAACCGAAUCGGUACCGUGUCGCCGGAGGAUCUGGCUCCUUUUUGUUCCCUGAAGGUGCUCGAUUUGUCGGACAAUCCUAUCAAGUUCGACGCGAACGAGUGCCAGUGCGGGACGCUGAACGCGUGGUUGAACGCCAGAGGAAUUCGCUCGGAACCGCGAUUCAAUUGCACGGCCGAGGAAGAACGGGGAUGCUCGAGCAGACAGGAGUUCAGUAACAGGACCUUCGAACUGUACGAACGAUGCUCGGAGAUACUGCGACUACAGAUAGAGACGGAAAAGGCGAGGACCACGUGGAUACUGGUCGCCUGUUGCAUCGCCGCGUUCCUCUUCUCUUUGUUCCUCGGCUUGUUCUGCGUGCACAACAAGAACAAACGGAAGAAGAGAAAACUGAAGGAGGAGCAAAGGCUGAACGCUAACAACGCCAACACCGAGCUGCUGAAUAGUAAUCUGAAUCAGCCGGAGAACACUUGAAUCUUCGGCAGCCUCGAAAAUGGGGUGCGUGCCGUUGGCUGUUCCAGGCCGAGUAAAUAUCUGGAAAACUACGCAGGCUGGAAGGUUUGGGAAAACAGGGUGCAUCCGGUAACAGGUGGCUGAAACCGAGAAGGAAUCGAUUUCGCGUAAACGAGCAUCGAGAAUAGAGAAUAAAAUUGGUUGCGAAGGACGUCGUAUUCGAGAAAAUAUAUAUCGAGAAUUACUCUUCGUUUAUGUACGAACUUCCUUCUCUUUCGUGCUAAGGGAUAUUGAGCUACUAUUCCGUAAACCGUUUAUAAAUUAAUCGCUAUCGAGACCGAAACUUGUACAAAUUUUAUCCUAGGUCCCAGGACAAUUAAUGCGCAGUCUUUUAAUCUUGCCGACAUCGUCCUAUUUUAUAAAACAUAUUUUUCAUUUUGGUUCGAGUAAAGCUCCGUUGCAGGAUUCCGUGCGAAAGAUAUUCGUGGUUUAAAUAAAAUCGAGAACGACGCGAGUAAAUAGCAGAAGCGAAGAGAGGAGAACAGUUGUACCGUUCGAAAUUCUCGAAUGCGUAAACCCCAUAUUUCUGUAUCCUUAUUUUCCCUAAGGGAUAUUCUGCCGCUGACUGUACGACAUCGAACAAAGUCGCGCGGUAAACGCACAAAUAUCCGUGUCCGGACGAAAGAGAUACUUGUAUUACGAUUAUGGUAGAAAUUAGCGCGAGUUCGAUCGAAAACCGAUACCCAUAAUCGUUGUCCUUCGUGUUUUCGACUAGCGUCCGAACAACAUUGCCAGCUACCUACGUUGUUAAUCGGUACAGUAUUUCGAUAUUUGCGAAACGCGUAAAUCCAUCAAAAUUCAUUCGAUACGUUUAAUCUAAUUCCGAUCUUUCCGCGGUCCCUUUGUAUUCCGUGCGUUCCAUUCAAUUCGCUAAUGGUUCUAGUUUAUUUUCGAUCGAUGUAGUUAGUAUCUAUUACAAGGGUAUUUUGAAACGCGGAAUACCACGGAGUCGAUAAAUCUAUUAACCAGCGAAACCUCCUCGACAUUUUACACCGAGUUACUUAAUAUUGGAAUUGUACUUAACACCGUGCCGGGUUAAUAAGUCUUGCCGCGUCGCGAAUGCGUUUCUGUGCUCGUGCGUUGUACAAAAUCUCGCGUACCUAUUCGUGUAAGUUACGGUUGUGCAUGUUCGUUGAUGGUUGUACGCGAUCGUAAUAACUCGUACGAUCCUAAUUAUAUGGUGUAAAUGUUUGGGCGACAGCAGUUUCGAGUAACGACCGUUUUACUGUCCGUUGUAACUGUUGGAAUAUUUGGAGAAAACGCGCGCACGGUACAUAUUAAUACAAUAUUUUAGUUAUAUCGAUAUAACUAAACGUCGUUUAUAAACACUGAGUUAAGAAAUAUAAACGUCUUUUCAUUUUUUCCGAUCGAAUCCACGCUGAAACAGAGAGAAUAGUGCCCGUUACGCAUUUUUUCAUUAAAAAACUUUCGAUAAAAACGGACAGUCGAACGGUUUAAUUAUCUGUGACUGAAAGGAAUAUAUAAACAAAGGUUCGAACAAAUAUUUCUUUUUUUACCUUAAAAAAACACUAUGUUGUAGAUAUAUACAUAUAUAUACAUAUUAUAUAUUAAUAUAUUGAUAUAUUAAUAGUAUUGUAUUUAUUUAUAUUCAGUGAGAGAGAGAGAGAGAGAUAAUGUACGUUACUACUCCGCUAUUUUACGAAGCAUUUUCCAUGCGACAACGUUGCGUCUUUUGUCUUUCUUCCUUUUGAACUAGGAAUAUGUAUUUGCGAAUCGAAUGCGAUCGAUCGUGCUCUCUUGUAAAAGGUGUCAAACGUUAGUUCGUUGAUGAAAAACAAAAACAAAAUUGAAAAUCGUCUUUGAAAAUUGAUACUAGUUCCUAGUAUUUGUACAAUUCCCUUUCGUUUUCCGCGUUUCUGACGUUGGGGAACGUUGGACGUAUCAUUUCAACGAGUGAGAAACAUCUCUUUUUUUUUUUUUUUACUUCAUUCUCAAUGAAGUUAUCGUAUACUUAAGUAAGAUUAAAGUCGAUUCAAUGUCUGCCAGUUUUACUACGAACAAAAGUUCGUAGUAAACGAGCGUGUUGUGUACUUAAACUGUACUCUUAAUACUUUUCUAUUUUCUUUACUUUUCAAUAUGUGGUAAGACGUAACUCUGUAAGCUGUACAAAAAUGUUACCAACAAUUUGAUGAAUUUCACCAAAUAAAUUUUAAAUCUAGUCGA